Heteronotia binoei (common prickly gecko) is the source of this 4121-nucleotide messenger RNA. RefSeq names its product chordin (gene CHRD). NCBI's taxonomy places the organism in Eukaryota, Metazoa, Chordata, Lepidosauria, Squamata, Gekkonidae. Gene Ontology annotation, molecular function: protein binding. The record is from RefSeq and is a predicted model, not a curated record.
AUGGCUGCGUCAUUACGGGUGAGAUUAUCCGGGACUUUGUAUUAUGUGCCCAUAACCCUAGUAAACCACAUCACGAAAUGGUUUUCCUGCAUCAGGGCCCUACUGGACUCGCGAUGCUCCAAAGACUUGCUAUCCCCUAGCUUGGUGAAAGCAUUAGGACUAAAAACUGUACCCCUUCAAGAAUCCUAUGUGUUUGAACAGAUGGACGGGAGCCCAAUGAAGGGGGAGCCGUGUAGUACGGGGACAGAAGUAUGCGCUUUGGGGGUGGGGGAACAUUGGGAGCCCCGCACGUUCAUCAUUGCCCUGGCCGCCAAAAUCCAAGCCAUACUCAGCCUGGAGUGGCUGGCUGAUCACGACCCGCUUGUCCAGUGGAGCAGGAGUGCUAUCUACUUCUUGGACCCAGUGUGCGAGAGUCACCAGUGGAAUAAAGAAUGGAGACCACACACCCCUCCCCAACUUGAGAAACUUUGUGUCACCAAGGUCAAAGUGCCCAGUUUGCCCUCCGAAUACCAAGAUCUACAAAAGGUGUUUGAUGCCCAGGAGGCUUCCCAGUUGGCGGCCAUCACUGCAUCUUGUGGCGGUUGCUCAUUCGGGGGCAGAUUCUACGCGCUGGAGGACACUUGGCAUCCGGACCUGGGCGAGCCCUUUGGCGUCAUGCAUUGUGUGGUGUGCUACUGCGAACCACAGAAGAAUCGCCGUGGGAAGCCGACCGGCAAAGUCAGCUGCAAGAAUAUUAAGCACGACUGCCCCACCCCUCAUUGUGUAGAUUCCGUCCUGCUGCCGGGACACUGCUGCCGAACUUGCCCCAAAGCCGUUCUCAGCAUCCCAGAAAAGAGACCCGCUGAACCGCUUUUUGACAACUUCGAAUAUUUCCAGGAUAAAGACGAUGAUUUGCACAGGAAUUACAACGACCGGGCUUAUCUCAGCUCUGAAGACUUGGCGCGGGAUGAUAGCCGCACAGAUUUUGUGGCGCUGCUGACCAGUGGCUCAGAGCCGUGGGUGCCUGCGAGCAGUGCCGUAGCGAAAGGUCGGUUCUCUCUGGUCCGCUCUUCCCUGGUCUUCUCCAUCAACUACGAGAGGCUAGCCCAGCCCAGCCGAGUCCGUUUCACAGAGCCUGAAGGGACAGUCCUCUUCGAACACCCCGUGCAGAAGGGCACCUCUCCCCAGGACAGCAUGAUCUGUGGCGUCUGGCGGAACCUGCAAAAGUCCUCUGUCCGGCUGUUGAAGGUGGACCAGCUGCGCAUCUCCCUGGUCACCAAGUCCCACCCCGCGGGCGAGAUCCGAGGGAAAAUCAUGAAGCACCGGGCCCUCCUUGCAGAAACGUUCAGUGCGAUCCUGACCUCUGUGGACCCCACCCACCUGGGCAUGGGGGGCAUCGCCAUGCUGACCCUGAGCGACACGGAGAACAACCUGCACUUUGUCAUAGUCACCAAGGGCCUGCUGGAGUCGGCAGACAGGAAAUCCCCCGGGCUCCCCCUGAGGGUGCGGUUCCUGCACCACGACACGGUCCUGAGGGAAGUCUCGGCCAACGUCUCCUUGCAGGACCCCGACUUUGCCGAGGUGCUGAUGGGACUGUCGAGCCGAGAGAUGGCGUGGUUGGCGCAGGGGCAGCUGGAGAUCGCCGUGGAGGUGGAGGGCCGAUUCCGGCGCCAGAUCGCCGGUCACAUCACCGCCAGGACGAGCUGCGACACCAUCCAGAGUGUGCUGUGUGGACGAGACGCCCUGAUGCCCACCCACACGGGGGCCGUGGGUUCUGCCAAGCUCACGUUGCACGCAAAUGGGACUCUGGAGUACUGGGUCCAGGUGGCGGGCACCAGAAGUGAGGUGAUCAGCAUCAUGCUGGAGACCAAGCCACGGAGGAGAAACAAGCGCAACAUCUUGUACGACAUGACGCCCAGUUACAGGGACGGGAUGGCCAGCGGGCUCUGGGAGCAAGCGAGCGGGCGCGAGGUUCACAUGCUGCUGCAGAACGAGCUCUUCCUCAACGUGGCGACCGAGGAUUUUGACGAGGGGGAGCUGCGGGGCCAGAUCAACUCCCUGCUGUACAGCGGACUCCCGGCACGACACCGAGAGCUGCCCAUCCCGCUCGCUGGCCACUUCGUCUCCCCUCCCGUACGUGCCGGAUCUGCUGGCCACGCCUGGGCGUCCUUGGACGAUCACUGCCACCUGCACUAUGAGAUUGUGGUGGCCGGCCUCGGCAGGGCAGACGAUGGAACCGUCAACGCCCACCUGCACGGCUUUGCCGAGCUGGGCGAACUCCAAGAGAGCAGCAGCCGGGAGCACAAGCGUCUGCUGAGGGGCUUCUACGGCACAGAGGCGCAAGGGGUUGCCAAGGACCUGGAUCAGGAACUGCUUCACCACCUGGCUCAGGGCACAGCCUUCCUGCAAGUCAGCACCAAAGCGAACCCCCGAGGGGAAAUCCGGGGCAAGGUGCACAUUCCAAACCACUGUGGGGCGGGGGGCAUCCGAUUGGCCCCCGGAGAGCCCGAGGAGGAGCUGCCAGGCGAUCCGGCCCCCAAGAACCCCGAAGACCUGAAGAAAGACCCCAAUUCCUGCUUCUUCGAAGGACAGCACAGAGCUCAUGGCUCCCGGUGGGCCCCAGACUACGACAAGAGAUGCUCCGUCUGCAGCUGCCAGAAGCGCACCGUCAUCUGUGACCCAGUCUUGUGCCAGCCUCUCAAUUGCUCCCAGCCGGUGCUUCUGGAGGACCAGUGCUGCCCUGUGUGUGAAGAGAAGAAGGUAAUCCAAGAAGGGCAGAGAGCAGAGAAGGCCCGAGACAGCAGCGAAGGUUGUUACUUUGACGGCGACAAGACGUGGCGAGGGGCAGGCACCCGCUGGCACCCCGUGGUCCCCCCUUUCGGCCUCAUCAAAUGCGCCAUUUGCACGUGCAAGGGCACCACGGGAGAAGUGCACUGCGAGAAAGUGCAGUGCCCACGCCUGACCUGCGCCAACCCCGUCCGUGCCAGCCCAUCCGACUGCUGCAAGCAAUGCCCAGCCUCCGAGCAGAGUCCCGUCGCGCUGUCGGACAUGAUGCAGGCCGACGGACCCCGGGCCUGCCGGUUUGGGCGCCAGUGGUACAUGCACAACGAGAGCUGGCACCCCACCGUGCCCCCUUUCGGGGAGAUGAAGUGCAUCACCUGCUGGUGUGUGUCUGGGGAAACGCACUGCCAGCGUCAGGAAUGCUCCCUGGCCUCUUGCUCCAGAGAAGGGAGGACGGAGGACGCCUGCUGCUCCAAGUGCCAAGUGCCGGAAGACCUUCCUGAAGAAGCGCCGGAGACACUCCACGAAGAGGCCAAGAACUCCUGGAGACGCUAGCUGGCUGGCCGGAGCCAGGAAGCUGGCACGGCUCCGCCGAGGGUGCUGGAAACCAGGACUUUUGCGGCUUGUGCUGGGCGGGGACUUUCCCGAAGCUGCCUACAUCUUGCCGGCUCCUUGAGUUCAACAGGAGGUACCAUCUGACACCGCCCCAGAGGGACAAGCCCGGCAAGCGUAUAAUAUCCGCAUCUGUCUGCUUGGGAGUAGCAGGAGGCCUCAGAAAGAUGGUAUUUUGGCAUCGGCCGCGGGGGGGGUGCCUCUUGGGACACUAUGGACUGGCAGCCUGUAUUAUCGCUAGCGGGCCCACGUAGCUCCACUGGGUGCAGAGCAAUAAGGCCCUUGAAGGGGUUAGUUCCCGGACGCUGCCCGGCCCAGCUGUUUACACGCACGCAGUAUAAGGAUAAGAUAAGCAGACGAGGCCUCCCGCCUCCCACCGGGAAUGGAACGGUCAGCCGCGCUUUUUCUGGGGAGAGUGCGCUGCUGUCCCUUUCGCUUGCCUGGUGCCGCCCCUCCCCCUCAAGACAUGGGAGAUGCUCCCCCCACCCCAGACUAGCCUGUAUAUAAUGUAAAAUUGCUCUCCUUCGUGACAUCUGGGGGUGGGGGGCGCAGUCGGCUUAUUUGUUUUUGGAAGGGGCUGGUUGUCCUACGUUUGUACUCCGUCCUGGUGGGUUACAUAAUUUAUGGUUCCGGAGAGCAAAGGUCCGUUUCCCUGCUCUUCCGAAAACGGGAGGGGAUCGAUAACAGGCGGUUCUGUAUUUAUUUUUUAAAAACCCAGUGGAGGAGGGAAAAAAAAUAACAAAGCGUGA